AUUAUGUUGAACUUCUGGUUUGCUUUUAACCCAUGUAAAUACUGGACAGAACACACCUCUUGGUUAAGAAAUCCCCGAUGCUGAGUUGUUUCAGCCAUGGUUGGGUUUAUAAGUUGAAUGUGUUCAGAUGAUAAUGGUUAAAAAGCAUUAUUAAAUGCAUGUGAGGUAAGCCAAUUUGGAUAUAGUAAUUGAUCAUUAACUGGUUUGUUGUUUAUAUUUUAAAAAUCUUUCUGCCAGAUGAAGCAUGUAGGAAUGUAUCUUGUUUGGCCAGGAUCUUUUGCAAAUCCUAUGCAAAUCUUUUUCUUCUAAUGCAAAAAAAAUGUUCAUUUUGAAAGUCAAAUCUGUCUGAAACUCAAAUAAGAAUUCCAACAGACCUGACUUAGAGAAAACAAGAGAAUUUACCAAGACAUCAGGAUCGAAUUUGAGCUCAAGACAGAGGCACAGUCAUGUUUGCAAUUAUUCUGAUUGUGUCAAUGUUUAGCCAAGGUCUCACAAUAGUGAGCUACGGUAACAGUUUCAUCACAGCAUUUCCAGAGAACUUGGGUUACUAUUACACAGACACUUCUAGAAGUCUGAGAGUCACCGCCCUACAUGAAGACACUUCUGUCUACAUUUUCUACAACGGCAGCAGCACACCAACAAAGACGCUAUCAAACAUGCAGAAAGGCGAAACCACACUUGUGUUGUUUAAAAAAUCUGCUGAAGUAUAUCAACUCGACUACGCCACACAAUCUAUCCGAAUUAACAGUACCAAAAACAUUGUAGUACAUUCUGGCAGUAAUACAUAUGACGGAGUUAAUAAAAAAAGUGUCCAGACCAAUGUUGUUCAACCUGAUGAAAAUCUUGACACACAUUAUUUGAUCCCUUCGCUGAACUACACAGACCUUCUUGCAACGUUUGGCAUAUCCCAGCCAGACAUCGCUUCCAACAGAUACGGCUCAUUCAGACUGAUUAUCAUCAAUGCAGAGGACACAGAAAACAAUAUCACGAUAGUCAAAAACAUAUCAGGCAGCAUUCAAUUAGAAAGCUUCAUGAUCCCAUCAUACCAACUCAUCCAGUUGCAGGCUGAUGCUUCACUGAUGAUGGUUAACUCGAGUAGUAAAAUAGCUGUGCUGUUGACUCACCCGUGUCUAGAAAAACCAGACUGUAAAUGCAGCAUGAUAGUCAAUCAGAUUCUUCCUGUGAGAUUUCAGGGUCAGAACUUUGUUGUGCCCUCAUUUCCAGGUAUUACCCAACGACAGUUAUUUACGACAUCACGUGACAAGGCAAUCUCGCUCUCUCAAAACAAUACCAACUUAAUGCCCAACUUAUCAGGGCUUCGGUCAAUUUCAGAUCCAAAUAAAUCCCAAUAUGUAACCGCAUCGAGUAACGUGUCUCUAAGACUGAUCAGUCCAGGACUUUUCAUUGAAUUGAUCCCAGAAAGCAUGUUUGCCGCAUGCUACCUGCUGCAAUUCUAUACAAACAUUAACAGGAAGGCCAUUGUGAUUGCUAAAACUGAGAGCAAAGAUAAAGUGCAUGUGGGUAAAAAUACACUUCAAAAUCCUGGGUGGACUGAGAUUCCUGACACAGAGUACUCUUCAGCUACAGUCAUUUUAUCGUAUGCAUUUACAGUUAUCUGGCAUCCAAGCUCAAAGAUUGCGGUUUAUAUACUGGAAGAUACUCUACAGACAAUUUAUGGAGGCCCAGCUAUACCUAUUAACGAAAAACCGGAUAAGUCUGGCUGUGUGGUGAUUCCUGGAGAGUUUGAAGUCAGAAAUCAAUCUCUUAAAUGGACUGAGUCCCUACAUUUCUGUGAAAGCAAACUAAGAGAAUUUGCCGCUCCUACAGAUGAAGGCCUCCAGAUGGAUUUGGCCAGUGGUGUUGAUACAACAGAUGCGGAGGGUUGGAUCGGUCUACGCCGUAGUCUAAUGACCACAGAGUGGUACUGGAAGAAUCAAACAUCAUCACCAUCACCACCUGUGACUUAUGUUAACUGGGCCGACGGGCAACCACAGGACAUGACGGGCUUUUGUGCUUCAUUGUCACUGGAUGGUUCAGAUGAUUUCAAAUGGAAAAGUACAAACUGCUGCGAGGAAAAGUUUCCUAUCUGUUACAAGCCCCCAACAACCAUGAUUCCUUUAGCCCAGCCAUAUAACACAGAAAUCAUUCCUUAAGUUCUCAUUUAUAUUUAAAGCACCAAAAUAUAUAAUUGUGUUUUUUAAUAACUACCUGUUGUCCUAACUGAUAACAAUCUUUGUAGUUUCUGGUGGGAGAUACUAAAAAUCUAUGUUGUACACUAUUAGAAAAUUAUUCCUAAUACAUUUUUCAAGGGAAAUGCAUUUGUAAUGCCAGUAGGCUACAGAGACAGGUUUUAUGUGUGCUUCAAAUAUUGUAUGAAUUAGCAACAAGAAAAUAAGAUUAAUCAGCAUAUUUAUGACUUUAUUAACUACUUGUCAUGUGCACUUAAACCAUGAGAAGCGUUCAUUUAGUAAAAGGUAAGCAUAUUUACACUAAAAUUGUAGGUUUUACCUCGUUAUUAUAACUUCACAGUACUCACUGGGUCCUUUUAUUAUAUUAAGGCAUGAUUAUGUAAAGCUGCUUUGAUACGAUACAUGCUGUGAAAAGCGAUAUGCAAAUAAAAUGAUUUAAUCAUGUUGUUAUUAUGUGUAACUGUCCCUGUGUUUCAGUCGGAA
Misgurnus anguillicaudatus (oriental weatherfish) is the source of this 2672-nucleotide messenger RNA. Its product is annotated as IgGFc-binding protein. Lineage: Eukaryota; Metazoa; Chordata; Actinopteri; Cypriniformes; Cobitidae. The record is from RefSeq and is a predicted model, not a curated record.